Molecule: messenger RNA, 2415 nt
Organism: Hippocampus zosterae (dwarf seahorse)
Lineage: Eukaryota; Metazoa; Chordata; Actinopteri; Syngnathiformes; Syngnathidae
Gene: gng7
Product: guanine nucleotide binding protein (G protein), gamma 7
Exons: 4
Coding region: 626-832 (68 amino acids)
Biological process (GO): G protein-coupled receptor signaling pathway
Cellular component (GO): heterotrimeric G-protein complex
Molecular function (GO): G-protein beta-subunit binding
Source: RefSeq, a predicted model, not a curated record
GGGGGGAAGAGAGGAGGAGGGAGGCGUUUGGCUCCUGGUCGACGGCGGGAGAGGUUGCUGACGAAACAGCCGACUGGCCCUUUAAAUCACCAAUAGCGCAUUCCGAGGUGAGUUGGGCCACAUUAAUCGCUCCUUUUUAUGAUCACGAUUUCGAUUGCCGGUAUUUUCCCCACGUUAUGCACGCGCAGCCUGACUCUAGUACCGAUUGCGCGGCCGGCCUUCCACCCCCUUCUCCCCCCGUUCCCCCCCUCUCCUCCAUCCCCUGUCCCUAGCAGCGGAGGCGGACUCAAUCUGUGUCACGAAGCCGGAUUUCCCAACCCAUCGCCGGCUCGGAGAGACCGCUGCCGCCGGUGUUGGACUCUGGAUGAUUGGAAGAUUUUUUUUUUUGUUUUUUUGGGUUUACCCAACCGGACUGCUCACACAACCAGCCCACACUUUACGAGUGGAGUAAUUAAACUGGAUUCUCCCGAGCCAAGAGGGUGACGAUCCGAGUGAGAAAGGACACAGUGAGACUGUUCUUGCAGGAGGACGUCAAUGUGAGCCCACCUGUCGUGUCCUUCAUCCAGCUCCCGCCUGACAUUAUUUGGCAGUUUUCUGCAGUUUUGGUGCAUUCUGAUGGAUAAGUAUGUCCACCACUAAUAAUAUCGCCCAGGCCAGGAAACUGGUGGAGCAGCUGAGGAUUGAAGCGGGCAUUGAGCGGAUUAAGGUGUCCAAAGCGGCCGCCGACCUGAUGAGCUACUGCGAGCAGCAUGCUCGUAGCGACCCGCUGCUGGUUGGCGUUCCCACCUCCGAAAACCCUUUUAAGGACAAGAAGCCCUGCAUCAUCCUAUAGCUGUGCUCCACACACACACAAACACACAUGCACACGUCUGAAAUAGUCUCUCUGGAAAAGCGCCAUAAUCUGCGGUCGGAGUCAAGAUGGAGGUAGGGGAGUGGUGGUGGGGGGUUGGGGGGGGGGUAAUCGGUAAUAAUGGUGUUCUUAUUUCUGAUCAGAGUGGUUGAGAUCCGUGUGAGCCAAGGUGCUUCGUUUUAAUUUUCACAUCAUGCUGGUCAACUAUCGACAAGUGUCAUUUUAACUUGAAAGGGAUGCUUUUAUUUUGGAGGUGGAGCCAAGGAUUGAGGCGCAGUGACGUGGGGACAGACGGAAGGUUUACCUUGAUGUACAUUGUUGACGUUUUGUCUUCAUUAAGAUGGACGUACGGUACAACGUAGACCAGCUGGCGUUUUCUUAUUUGUUUCCGUAACGCUGUCCUGUGUACAAAGUAGCCACAGAAUAGGGGUACAAAGCUGGGUGGGAUCAUUUUCCACCUUUUGGAGGUAGCAUCAGAAGCCCCUUUGGCAACGUGAAGUCGACCCAUCCAUUUUCCCCGUCUUUUGAACAGAAGCCCGAUUGGGAAUCGAUUGGAUUUGGCGAUGUGGUGCGGCAGUAAGUUUCGUCACGCUUCUUCAUCUGACACGACAAUGUCAAAGCUCUCCAAAACCCCAAACUACCCAAGAUCAUUAAAAAAGAAAAAACAAAUUACGAGCAGUGUCAAAUAGAUUGAAAAGCGAUUAAAUACAUUAAAUUUCUUGUUCAUCGCGUUUGAAACAUGCUAAAUCCCGCACAGUGUAUGGCCACCAUAUAUAUAAACGUGACAAAUUCCCGCCCGAAAACCCCCCCAACAAGUUCCCGCUUCUUGUUCGUCUUGAUUUUAAUGACACAAAUAAGAAUGCUGCUUCCUUUGCGUUGAUUGUGAAAAAAAUGAAAGUGAAGAGAAAGGGAAAAAAACCCUGUACAAACUUUCUUUCAUCUCUGUGACCAGUAGUCCCUCUCUCACCACUUUGUCAAAGUUUGGUUUUUCCAUAUCUUUUCCUUGUGUCGCUCACUGUGUGAAAGGUUGCGAAAGAACGGGGGUACGGAGUUGACCCUCCUUGUUUUUUUAAAUCUGUGGACGUAGUAUCAGAAGCCCCUCUCACACUACCCAUCAAGUGGACUUUUUCUCUGGUCGUUGUGCUGUGUGAAUGGGGAUGUGAAGUGGCCUCAUAUUUUUGAUUUGAACCAACUCGAUUCUGUCAAGUUAGUCAGCGUUGACUCUACUUAUUGGUCAUAUGGCCGCGGUGGCGGCCAUUUUACAUGCCAAGCAUUUGGCAGUCUGCGUCCUCGUCGUGCCCGUGUGUGUGAAAAACGUACAUUUCAUACUUUUCAUAUCGAAACAUCCCCGAAUCCGCCAUUCUUGUUAUUGGGGGGUGGGGGUGGGGUUAUUUUUAUUGCCUUGAUGAUUGCAAGGAACAUCUAUUUUUUUUGUGGGGGGGGUGUUCUCUGAUGUGCCAUACAUACACAAGUCAUGUUUUUUCUCUCACACUGUUAAUAUUUUGUGGAUAUUUGUUGUCGAAGAAAAAAAAUAUAUUGACAGGUAGAUAACAAUAAAAAGAUAU